Molecule: messenger RNA, 2300 nt
Organism: Humulus lupulus (European hop)
Lineage: Eukaryota; Viridiplantae; Streptophyta; Magnoliopsida; Rosales; Cannabaceae
Product: clathrin heavy chain 1-like
Exons: 14
Coding region: 1496-2068 (190 amino acids)
Biological process (GO): receptor-mediated endocytosis; intracellular protein transport
Cellular component (GO): plasmodesma; clathrin coat of trans-Golgi network vesicle; clathrin complex
Molecular function (GO): structural molecule activity; clathrin light chain binding
Source: RefSeq, a predicted model, not a curated record
AAAUAAAUUUUGGGUGCAGGCACCAUUAUUUUUGCUAUUUCUUUUUUCCGCAAUUAAAAAAUAUCAUCUCCUUUAGCAAAAAAAUAAACUCUCACCAAAAACAUACAUUGUCUCUCUCUCUCUAGUCAGUCAACUAGUCUUCCCUGCGAUCAUCACCCAUUUUCCUCUCUCAAUUCUAGUUGUUUCCAUGCCCUCUUCCCUCUGCCAUUCUUUUGGAGACCCACUAGGAAUGGGUCCAAUCCAUGGCAUCAACCAGAAUUAAGAAUCUACUAGUGGACUUGGAAAAAAGGUUCUUUGAGCAAGCUCAAUGGGACAAUCAGAAUGUCAAGAAAGACAGUCAUUCUUGUUUAUUUGAUAUUGCUGAAGUGAAUAAGCUUUUUACUUAUGAUUUAUUGAAUUACAAAAUUUUGUAAUUAUUAAGGUUGAAGCAGCAGAUCUUUACUAAAAGAUCCUCCCACACUUGAGAACGUCUUAACAUAGAGAUUUUGGAAUCAUUCAAAUGUUCAGAACAUAAAAAAGAAAAGAGAAGACACAUUUCAAGAAGUAUUUACUGUCCAUAGAACAACUUAUAUUUGUAUAUUUAUACAUGUUAUUAGAAAACUUAUAGCCUUGAAUGGUAAUGGUUUGGAUGCAUGCUUACGAGAUAUAUGUUCUUAUCUAGAUCUUGUUAUUGAUGUAUGAAUGCAGGCAGUACCUGAAGAAGCAGUUCCACCAAAAACAGCUUGCAUGUACUGUUUUGGAAGCCUUCCAGCUGAUCCCAUCAAGCUUCCACCAACUAAACCAUCAGCUAUACAGCAAAUUGCGACUGAAGCAACUGUUACACCAUAGGUUUUCUCACUUGAUUCUGUGCACCACACCCAGUCUAUCAACGGAGCCACCAUUAAUGAGAGAACAAACAUAGAAAAUCCCAAGUUGAGUGUUAGCCUUGAACUCAAUUUCCCAUAACAGCUACCCCAAAUUAGCAUCAGAACUAGAACUAGUAUUGAACAACUCAUGUAAGCCACAGAGAAAACCUUCUCAACAUGUCUGUUUGGAUAGAGAAAGCCAAAGUAGUCAACACCUGUGAUAAAAGCAUUCCAAGGAAGUAAAUUUCCAACACCAAGCAAGAAGUGAAUAAUGAUGUUUUAGAAGUCUUGGUUGGACCUUAAAACAUCAUUUAUGGAAGGGGGGAACUCAAGAAUUGGGAAAUGAUAUAUAUAGUUGACAAGAAAAGCAUAUUCAAGCUUCAUUCUAGAAGGCUUUGGCUAGUUGGAGUGGCGAGGCUAAUUAGUAGGCUAGCCAAAAUCUAUGGCUUACAAUUUUUAUGCACAUUCUUGCACUUUAAAGGCAGAUAAGUCACUAUAAGACCAACCGUGACUGAAGCAAACUAGAACCAACAUAUGGGCAGCUGAAUGGCUCUAAUUUCUUGGUUCAUCGAUUUGAUUGAUGGGUUGAGUUCAUAAUCAAAUGUGAUUUAUGAAUAUGGAAGAUUUAUGCCAAGUGGGGACAAAAAUGGAUGGGCCUUAUUAACAGAGAGGUUGUAUUUUGGAAAUGGAUUACCCCAAAGUUGUUGGGUCUGGUUACACAGACCUCGGUAUAUCAUUGGUCAAUUGAAGGUAAGACUGAACCUGUGAAGAUGUUCGAAAGAACUGUUAAUCUGGCAAACAAUCAGAUAAUAAACUAUCGAUGUGACCCUUCUGAAAAGUGGUUGGUUUUGAUUGGAAUUGCCACUGGUGCUCCUGAGAGGCAAAAUCUGGUUAAAGGGAAUAUGCAACUCUUUUCAGUGGAACAACAGAGAAGUCAAGCUCUGGAAGCUCAUGCUGCUGCUUUUGCACAAUUUAAACUAUGUUUUCUUUUACCAAGAACAUUCUUUGGUUGGAUGAAUCCCCUUAUGCAGCGUGCAUAUCAAAGACCAACAACAGAGAAGGAAGUGUGGAAGUUAGAUACUUGGGAUAGAACAGAAACAUUGAAUGCUAAGUUCCAAGAAUAUUGGGUUAAAGAAUCUCAGAAGCCAAAGCCAUGGCUGUUAAAAGCAUUAAACAGUAGCCUUGGAGGAAGGUUUUGGUGGGGAGGCUUUUGGAAGAUGUGACAAGCGAAAUAGAAAAUGAUACUUAAUUUUGAAGGCUUUGUGUUGGGCAGCUAUAGAAUAUUUUGUGCUGAAAGUAGUAACUUUUCAAUAUGUUGAAUAGUUAAGACUACUUGAAUACUUAAAGAACAUUUUGUUGUUGAUGACAGUGUUGAAUGUUUUAACUAAUUUGUGGAUUGUUAAUACAAUGUUGAAUGUUUUUACUUUUUGUUAUUUGAAAAUCAAGUUCAUUUGA